Molecule: messenger RNA, 2198 nt
Organism: Xylona heveae TC161
Lineage: Eukaryota; Fungi; Ascomycota; Xylonomycetes; Xylonales; Xylonaceae
Product: tRNA guanosine-2'-O-methyltransferase
Exons: 5
Coding region: 207-1724 (505 amino acids)
Biological process (GO): methylation
Cellular component (GO): cytoplasm
Molecular function (GO): nucleic acid binding
Source: RefSeq, a predicted model, not a curated record
GGUAAAUUAGGUACUCGUAAAGUUUCGCGAAAAGUUGCAUUUCUUGCCCUCGUGCCAACCUACAGUUCCAGUUACAGUUACAAUUACAAUACAAUUACGUGUUUAAUUAGGUACUGAAAAGAGGAGGAAUAGUUGCAAUUGUCUUGUGGGAGAGCGACGACAGACAAGGACGGACAGGACGGACAGGACGGACAGGGCGGACGGCGAUGAAGGAGUAUCUGAUUCGCUUCGUGCAGCAGCAUGAAACUUUUCGCAGGGCAGAAAUCGAGGCGCUAGCGGCGCUGUUUGAGGCGCAGAUUGAGAUUUUGGAGUAUAGUGAUGAUACCCCCUUCUGCCUUGUACGAAUCCAGGAUGACGCUACGGCCCGCGCCAUCGUUGGACGUUCCAUUCUCACCAAAGCCGUCUACGAGCUCUGGGGCCGGGGGUUAACAUACGAAGAACUCCACGAGGACGUGCGGCGACGGACGAGCGAGAAGUGGGCUCAGUACCGCAACUGCUCGUUCAGAUUCGACGUCGAUGCCUACCAGGGAAAGCGGAACCAGAAAGAACAGCGGAAACUCAUCGAAGGGUUCAGCUAUCUCGGUUUCUCAGGAAGAAUCCAGAUGAGUAAAUUUGAAGAAAACUGGUGUAUUUUCGAAGAAUGGGACAAUGUCUUUGGCAUUGCCGUAUCCAGUUCUCCUUCCCUCUCCCCAUCUGUCUCUACACCCUCCACGCCCUCCGGUGCGAACACCUCCUCCGCCGCCGCCGCCGCCGCCUCUGGUGGUGCCGUCUCCAAUAUCAAAAACAAACCCAGACCCGAGCAACCUCCAACCCACCCAAACAGGUUAUUCCUCGGGCGACUUAUUGGCGGCUCAGACCGAGAAGCAAUAGUCCGCUACGAUCUCAAGAAGCGCAAAUACAUCAGCACCACGAGCAUGGACGCCGAGCUGGCUCUCGUGACGGCCAACCUUGCCCUCGCGGCGCCCGGAAAGCUCUUUUUCGACCCCUUUGUCGGCACCGGCAGCUUUUCCGUCGCGUGCUCGCAUUUCGGCGCCCACGCGCUGGGCUCGGAUAUCGACGGGCGAAGUAUUCGUGGAAAAGGAGAAGGCGGGAUUGUUAGCAAUUUCCAUCAGUACGGGCUUGUGCAUCGGUUUUGCGAUAGUUUUGUGUCCGAUCUCACAAAUACACCGCUGCGGCCCACGCAGUUGCUGGAUGGCAUAAUAUGCGAUCCACCCUAUGGAGUACGUGAAGGCCUGAAGGUCCUCGGGUCCCGAGAUGGCAAAGGAAAGGAAGUCAUCUAUCUGGCUGAUGGCACGGCAGCUCAUUUGUCGUCGAGCUACAUCCCGCCCAAACGACCCUACAGCUUCGAAAGAAUGCAAGCGGACAUUCUUGCGUUUGCGGCAACCAUGUUGGUUACGAAUGGCAGGUUAUCAAUGUGGAUGCCUACUGCGAAUGAGGAUUUCGAGCUGGGCGUUCCUCUUCAUCCUUGCCUUGAGCUCGUGAGCACCUGCAUUCAAGUAUUUAAUAAAUGGUCCCGUCGUCUCCUCACCUACCGCCGCAUCCCGGACUCAGCCGUCAACCCUACCGCCCUGACCAACUACCAGCGCGACAUGUCCACGCUCGAGGCCCACGCUAGUGCCAAUGACUUGAACAUGUUCAGAAGAAAGUAUUUUGAAGGAUUCAGACCGACAACGCCUUCAACCGGAGCAUUGACGCCUGCCUCGGAGUCUGAUACCACGACAUGAGCCGGCGGCCGGUAACGGUUCGAGCCUUCGAGGGACAAUGGGUUCUCGCAGUCGAUGCGAAAAGAAAGAACCCACGAGUACCACGACUACUACAAGGCCUAUAGUGUGACGGGAUCAAUAGGAUGAAUCGAGCAGCAGCAACCGGUCACAAUUUCCCAUCAAACAUACAAGAUACAAGAUACAGGAUAUAACAUACAACAUACACAGCAAAUUCUGGCAUUGCUGUGGAAGUGGUGUACACAUCCCUUUAAGAUACUACUAUUGUGGGAUGAUGCCAAGGCGGCGUUUCUUCCAGUGUUACAAAUGGGCGGGGAGAUGACACUAUGUUAAUGGCUCAAGAUCAAGAUAAUGAAUACUUGGAUACCGACAUGGUAAUGUGAAUGCUGAAUACUGAAAUGACAAUCACAAUGAUAAUGAAUAAGAGAGGGGGAAAAUGCAAAAGGAUAAGAAAGGUUGAAAUGGUCUAUUAUAGGG